This is a messenger RNA of Dendrobium catenatum, 636 nucleotides long. RefSeq lists its product as uncharacterized. The transcript has a single exon. Lineage: Eukaryota; Viridiplantae; Streptophyta; Magnoliopsida; Asparagales; Orchidaceae. Bases 92 to 409 code for a protein of 105 amino acids. The record is from RefSeq and is a predicted model, not a curated record.
UUUUAAAACCUCCCAAAAAAUCAUUAAACCAAAUCCCUCUUCAUUCCGCCGACGCUCCUAAGCCCCAAAACCCCUUCUUCCGGGCACAUCAAUGGCGAUCCAAGAGCAGCUCCUCCCCUUCAAACUCCACUUCGCCGUCGUCGCCGUCGCUGCCAUCAUAAUCACGUGCUUCAUUUACCUCGGCCCCACUUUCUCUUCUCUCGUCGGCUUCUUCUGGCCCCUCCUUCUCUCCACCACCUUCUUGCUAGCCGCCGUCGCCGUCCUCCUCAGGAUCUCACCGCCACCGCAUACGGACGUCGCCGCCUGCCGCGCUGGCGAUGACAUCAUCGACUUCGUCGCCGGAACUCAUUACGAGCAGCUCGCGGGCGCAGCAGCAGUGGAAGAGAGGCCGAUCCCGAAAGCUCUGUAGCCACCUGGUGCGAUCUGAGUGGUUGCCGUACUGAUAAGCUGUAAAUUUGAAAUAAAUGAAGGGCAAUUUGGGAAUUCCGGUAGUGCUUCUAGUUUCUUCUUAUCUUUUUUGGGUUCGAUUGAACCGGGUUUACCUGCUUUCUCCAUUAUUCUGAGUCGGUUUGGUCUUCUGCUAUGUAAUUUGGAGCUCAUAGAGCUCUUAAUAGCAUAUAUAAAUUUAUUUAACGA